AAUGGUAAAACACUCCUAUUCUAGGAGAAGCUGUAAAUAAUGGGAUUUCGAUCGGAUAAACGAUCUUUAACUGACAUUAAGCUAAUCCCUCCUGAUUAUCGUGUACCCGAUAUCUCUAUUUUAAUUCAUGGAUAUCUAGAAAAAGAAAUAAAAAUAGCUGGAGUUUUAAACAACAUACCAUGUACUUUAGACAUGAAUAGCAGGUGUGAAGUUUUAAAACAUAUUGAUAAAGGCAAAGCAAGAGGCGAUGUAAUAUGGAAUUUAAAUGGGAAAAACGAUUCAGUCAUAUCAGUUAGUGCCACAAACAUUAAGCUUGUUCGAAGGGAUGAUACCUUAGAUGUUUUCCUUCGUAUACAUAUAAAUGAGAUUGCAGCUAUAUGCUAUAUUAAAGACGAUGAUUUACACCUAGUUGCCAUAAAAUUUACUGAUGAUCAAGAAAAUAUUGGAUAUUGUAAAUUAUGCGUUUUGCUUGUACACGAAAAGGAAAAUGCUGAAGAAUUGUGUUCACUUGUUAAACAAUGUUUCGAAAUUAUGUACACUGACUCAAGCCGGUACUUUGAAGAUAGAAUGUAUUCUGGUAAUGCUACUCCGAGAACGUCUAUAUCCUAUCCAGAUACUUCAAUAUCAAAUAUGACUGGAGAUUUUAGAACUAUUGGUUAUCCCACAUUAUAUUCUACAAAUUCUGGACGAGAUUCGGAUACAAGUUCAUCAGAUUCAGAAGAUGGAGAGAGGAAAAAUGAAAUUUUAGACGAUUAUAUGAAUAAGCUUCAAGAAAGAUUAAGCACAGAGGAAUUGAAAAGAUACGCUGUCUUGAUGAAAGCCAGAUAUGAAUCUGGAAUGCCAUUCCCUGACUUUUGUAAUAGUAUACGGGAAUUGUAUGGGCGUGAUCGUAUAUUUCUAUUAAGCGGUAUGAGACCCUUUAUACCGGCAGAGGAUAAAGCGUUUUUCGAAAAUUUUCUUCGUCAAAUUGGAAUAGAAGAUGACAGAAGUUGGAACGAAGCCUUCGGAAAGCGACCUCAAGUACGAAAUAGAACAUUAUCGGAGGAUUUGAAUAUGGAUUCAAUCCGUUUAUAA
Messenger RNA from Dimorphilus gyrociliatus, 1074 nucleotides. The record is from the annotation of a GenBank genome assembly. NCBI's taxonomy places the organism in Eukaryota, Metazoa, Annelida, Polychaeta, Dinophilidae.